AUGACUCCACAUAGUGGAGUUUAUCAACCUAAACCAUAAUAAAAAUAUAAUUGUUAAACUCAUCUGGGAUUUAUAAAAGUUAGCUCUUUGAUGAAAAGUUUAACUUAAGCAGACGUUAAAGCAAGUGUAGCUACUGAUAACAUUAUCUCACAAUUCAAAAAAGCUAAACCUUAAUAAAUAAGGAGUCAUAAACUUGGUGUGUGCAGAUAAUUUGCUGAUCAAAAUACAUGCUGCAAUUCAAAUAUUGUAUCUUUCAUUGACCAGCUAGCCCUAUAUAAAGUUUAGUCAAUUUAAAAGGAAAAGAGUGCUUUUUAAAAGCUUAUAUCAGUCUACAUCAAAUAACUUAAUUUAAACUGUAACUCUAAAGUAAUUAUACAUACUACUUAUGAAUAGAUUUUAAAUAAUUCAAAUUUAACUAGCUUUUAAGAAACAAGAAAAAAUUAAAAAGAAUGCAAAAUUUCAUUUUCUAAAGCUAUUAGUGCCUAUACAAGAGGCGUUAUGUGCUCUAUUUGUGUAGGGGUUGAGAAAAUCGGUUCAUACUUUAAUAGUGAAGGCUAAAUGAUUAUAUCUUCUUAGUCUUAGCUUAUGUAUUCUAAAGCUACAGAUGAUGCUAUUAAUUGUUUUUCUAACAUCUUAUCAGCUUCAAAUUUAGAUAAAAUUAUUAAUGAAUUUAAUUUAAAUUAUAUUAAAGAUAAUGAUUAAUGUGGAAUUUUAGUAAAAAAAAAUGUUUUAUCUAUAUUUGCAAAUCAUAGUGUGUAAAAUAAUGACGGAAAAGGAAAUAAACUGUGUAAAGGUACGCGUAUAUUUAGUGAUAAUUCUGCAUGUGAAAAUGUUUUACUUGGAUCUCGUGAUCUAGAAACUAAAGAAAGGUUAUUGAGAAGUGAAAGCAACUAAACAGAAAGGAUAUUACAAACUAUAGAAGAUGUCAUUCUUAAGCCUAAUGGAAUGAAUAUAUACAUACCUAGUAGUAUAGAUGUUACCAUAGAUGAAGAUGGUAAAAGUAUUUCUGUUGAUUUUUCAAAUUUCAGUUCUUCUACUAAUAAAUCUUAGAUAAUAACUAGUAUUUCUUUAAUGGCCAUUUUAAUUUAUUUUUUAUGA
Molecule: messenger RNA, 1098 nt
Organism: Tetrahymena thermophila SB210
Lineage: Eukaryota; Ciliophora; Oligohymenophorea; Hymenostomatida; Tetrahymenidae
Exons: 1
Source: RefSeq, a predicted model, not a curated record